GAGAACUCUUAAAAGUGAAAAAAAAGGGACACGACACUACGGAUAGGCCCAUAGUCCACGUUUCCGUAUCAAGCCGAAAUCAGCCCUUACACACAUUUUUCAUGCCAAACGCCAGCUUCUCUACGCUUUUAUUUUCCAAAACCCUCUGCUUCCUCCUUUUUGUCCUUUAUAUUAUAUAAAAAGGAUUGAGCCUCCAAUUUUCUUAUUUCUCUCUUUGCUUCUUUCUUAUUUACUUUAUGGAACACUUGCUGUCCGAAUCACUAUUUCCCACAAAGCGGUCAAGCAAUAAGUCCCAAGAUUCUGAGACGACGUCCAUCGACUCAAAAAACGACAGUAAAAAAGACCCACUGUCCUCUCAAAUAUGGAGACUUUAUACUAAAGCUAAAGACAAUCUACCAAAUGGAAGUCGAUUGGAGAACAUGACAUGGCGAAUGAUGGCAAUGACUUUGAACAAGCGGAGAAACUCCAACGGUAUGCAAAUUGAUCAACAGUCUCCUACACCCGCUGCCACCACCGCUACCAUCACAUCGUCUCCUCAGAACCUUUAUUUGCCCUCUGACCAAUCUGCAGUUGAAUUUGCGAAACAAACAAUGCCCAUAGAAAAGGCUAUGAUAAGCUCAACGGGGUAUCGCUCAUAUGAAAAUAUCAACUUGUCGGAAUCAAGCAGAGCGCAACAACCGUACAAUCGAACGUUUUCAAUGAUGGAUUCAAGGGUAGAACAGGCUCCCCUCACAUUUUCUUCUUCUAAUAUGCUGGAUUCAGCUUCUCAAUAUGAUGUGGAUCCUUCGUCUAUGACUCCAACAGGAUCUCUUGACAGCGUUGGAAGCUAUAUGACAGCUUACAGUUCCAGUGCGACUACCGACCCUUUGGAUUUCAAAGGCUUUGGUUACGCACUUGAAAGCCAAUACUCUCCACAAUUUGCCAUGUACGCAUUGCCACAUCAACUUCCUACGCCAGAUGAGGUUGAGUGUGAUUCAAACGAUGGUAUUUUCCAGCCUAUGGACAUUGAGCCUGAUCAAACCACGGUCACAUCUUCAGCAUACAGCGUUUCAAUUCCAGCUACUUCAUACGAAAGCAGUGGUUCAUUGCUCUCAAGUGCUCAACUAGACGGCUCCAGCACCCCUUUAAUGUUUUCUCAGUAUGCACCUUUAUACUUUCCUCAGCAGACUUCAACUCAAAAUUAUCUGUUUUUGAACACUAGAAAUCAACAAACGUAUUCUAACAUGGCGACAGGUAACACGACUGCGGCCAGUACAAUGGAUGCGUCACAGUUACACGUCGACCCAUUGCAGGUACUGAACAGACGCCCUUCGUCCACUGCCACCAUGAACCCCUUACAAUCAUCUAUCAUCCCGUCGUAUACACAAAACGAACCCCGUGGUCAAAGCAUGUGGAUCACCACUGCUGCAUCACAUUCUCCGAAUUUAUCACCCUCAUCUACACCUACCGUUGCUGAACCACAGCAAAACCUUGAUACAACCAAUUUCUCUGAGCAUGAAGAAGAAAGUGUAAAAAGCGAUUACGAUGAUUCUUUUGACGAGGAUGAUGAUGAAGAAGAAGAAGAUGCACAGAGUUUUACAGAUGAUUUGAGCAACACUGAAGAUGAUCCAACCUAUGAUGAAGGCAGCCCAAGUAAAACUAGACGAAAAAAUAAGAAGCAAUCCAGUCGCAGACCAUCGUCAGCUGCAUCUUCCAAAGGUCCCAGUCCAAGUUCAUCCACAUCGACUGGUUCCAAUAGUAAUCAGCCUAAUUUCGUUCGAGGAGAGGUUCGGUGUACAAAUUGUGCAACGACUACUACACCACUAUGGCGACGCAAUCCAGAGGGACAGCCAUUAUGCAAUGCUUGCGGUUUAUUUUUAAAGCUACAUGGUGUUGUACGACCGCUUAGUCUUAAAACCGAUGUCAUCAAGAAGCGAAACAGAGGUGUCAAUGGCUCUCUGGGACCAAGUGGCUCAACGUCUACCAAAAGUAGAUCCCAGGCUUUGCAAAGUAGCUCACGCAAAGGGCUACCAAUCGGAGUGUCUCCCAACACACAAGCUGGGUCCCAUCGGUUCUUCCCGGUCAGUCCCCAAACGACUGCGGAGGCUUUCCUCUAGUGGUGGUGUCAAGCCCCCAACCUAUACAACUCAGUCUCCUAAAUUAACAGCAGUUAAAAAGAGGCAUUCAACAGGCGGCGAUCUUGCCCAUCACCAGACCCACCAUUAUCCCAUCAAUCUGAGUGACAAAUA
Umbelopsis ramanniana AG is the source of this 2228-nucleotide messenger RNA. RefSeq lists its product as uncharacterized. NCBI's taxonomy places the organism in Eukaryota, Fungi, Mucoromycota, Umbelopsidomycetes, Umbelopsidales, Umbelopsidaceae. The record is from RefSeq and is a predicted model, not a curated record. Gene Ontology annotation, molecular function: DNA-binding transcription factor activity, RNA polymerase II-specific; RNA polymerase II cis-regulatory region sequence-specific DNA binding; zinc ion binding. Gene Ontology annotation, biological process: negative regulation of transcription by RNA polymerase II; positive regulation of transcription by RNA polymerase II. The transcript has 3 exons. The coding region runs from base 237 to 2096 and encodes 619 amino acids.